Molecule: messenger RNA, 1965 nt
Organism: Populus euphratica (Euphrates poplar)
Lineage: Eukaryota; Viridiplantae; Streptophyta; Magnoliopsida; Malpighiales; Salicaceae
Product: ankyrin repeat domain-containing protein 50-like
Exons: 2
Coding region: 201-1637 (478 amino acids)
Molecular function (GO): protein binding
Source: RefSeq, a predicted model, not a curated record
CUUAUGACGAAUCAAUCAACCAUGAAAAUAUCAAGUCUUGAAUGAAAACCACUUGUAGAAAAGUUAAAAGGCAGAUAAGAGAAUCUCUCCUGAAAAUCUUCGUCUUCUUCCUUUCCUCUCCACCAAAACAAACCCCAAUUUCAAUUUCCUGAAAAAAAGAAGAAAAGGGAAUAAAAGAGGGAAGUGAAGUUCAAGUCUCCAUGGACAGACUGGUAAAGGCAGACGUGAAGGAAGUGGAGAUAGCAUAUAAGGGAAGUCAAAACUGCAGCACAACUUUCAGAUUAACCAACCUUAUGCACACCAUGUCUGUGGCAAUCUCUUUGUCCACGACAAACCCCUCUGCUUUCUCUUUCGCACAGCCUUUCUCUAUAUUACCACCUUUGUCUUCCUCAUCUUACACAAUUGUCCUCUCUCGGUCAUCCGAACAGCCUCCUCUGUCUUCUCCUCCUGAUGCCAUCUCUGUUAAAUCAUCCAUGCUACCUACAGGCAAGGCUCAUCAGGAUGAACUCCGCCGACUGUUUUCAAAACCUGGACCCCAUAUUUUUAGAGACGCCACCAUCCCUGUCUACCUCGUGGGUCCCCAAGUUGCUGAAUAUAUCAUCUCCAAUCACACCCAAAUUACUGAUGUCUCCGGUUACUUCAACAGGGCUAUUUGUAGAUGUACCGGCUCCCAGAUCACAGGACUGCUCGAAUCUGCUGUGCCAUCUGGUAAUCUAAAUUUGGUCACUAGCUUGAUUGAUCACGGUGGUAAUGUAAAUUGCAAGGAUUCAGAGGGACGGUCCUUGAUCUCUCUAGCUGUUCAGGCUGGGCAGAUUGAUGUAGUUAAGGUUUUGAUUGCUUCUGGAUGUGUAAUUGAUGGCUCCAUUGAUAAAGUAUUGCACUAUGCAGCGGCUAUAAAUAGAGUGGAUUUGAUGGUUGUUCUGUGUGAUAGUUUCGAAAACAUUGAAGUAAAUUCAGCUGAUUUACGCGGUAGAACUCCAAUUCAUGUCGCUGCAAGCAGGGGCCAUGUUGAAGUGAUUAGGUUUUGUGUGAGUGCUGGAGGGAAAACUGGGGUUUUGGAUCAUGACGCGUCGAGCCCGCUUCAUUUGGCAGCACAAAAAGGGCACUUAGAGACUACGGAGUAUUUAUUGGAUUGUUCAGAUUAUUCUGUCAAGCAUUUAGUGAACAAAGAAGGAAAAACUGCUUUCUCUAUCGCAGUUGAUAAUGGACAUUCGCAUUUGUAUGAUUUGUUGCAUAUGGGAGAUGUUUUGCAAAGAGCAGCUAGAGUAGAUGAUGUGAAUGGUAUCAAGAGUUGCCUUGCAGAAGGGGCAGAGGUUAAUAGAAGUGACCAGAAUGGAUGGACACCUUUGCAUAGAGCUGCCUUUAAGGGAAGAAUUGAGAGCGUUAAAGUGUUGCUUAAUCACGGAGCUCAAGUUAAUGCUGUUGACAAUGCUGGGCACACACCACUUCAUUGUGCAGUUGAAGCAGGGCAUAUGCAGGUUGCUCUGUUGUUAAUUGCUCACGGAGCUAGUGCAAAAGUGAAAAGUCUCAAGGGGAUUGUGCCUUUGAAUAUGGAUUGCUUUAAGAAUCACCCUUCUCUAGUCAAGCCCUUGUGUCAAGAAAAAAAGAAAAGUGAAACUGAGGUAUCUGUUUGCUGAUCAUGAAAACGAAUUGAGCUUUAGCUUUCAUAGUAAUGUUUCCUUUACUUUUGCCAUGGAUUGAUGCGGCCUCCGUGAAGAGUGUUCCCGUUUUUUUGUGUUUGUCGAUCUGCCUCAAAACUCAAAAGUUCCUAGGUAAUUUCAGUCAAUUGCGGGCAUAGAAAAACUUGACUAGGGCAGAUGUAUUUGUUUGGUCGAAUCUCGGUUCGCUGGGAGUAACUCCCGGCUUUCCGACCGAUUUGAAGAUAUAUAGGUAUGUGUUUUGCUAUGGUUUCUAAAUAAAAUUGAAGUGGGUAUGUAUCAUUUGGAUGAUAUCUUUCUGCAUAAA